Hypanus sabinus (Atlantic stingray) is the source of this 4511-nucleotide messenger RNA. It is a transcript of the gene haus7, whose product is annotated as HAUS augmin-like complex, subunit 7. Gene Ontology annotation, cellular component: HAUS complex. The record is from RefSeq and is a predicted model, not a curated record. The transcript is spliced from 10 exons. Gene Ontology annotation, biological process: spindle assembly; centrosome cycle. The coding region runs from base 31 to 1101 and encodes 356 amino acids. Lineage: Eukaryota; Metazoa; Chordata; Chondrichthyes; Myliobatiformes; Dasyatidae. Gene Ontology annotation, molecular function: microtubule minus-end binding.
AGGCGGCGGGCUGUAAUUGUGCGGCUCACGAUGGCGGCAGGUUUGAGCGAGAAACAACUGGGAUUCCGGGUGUUGCAGAGACUGAUGGAUGUGAAAUGCCCAUUUGUGGACGAAAUUCAAGAGGAUGAUUCAGAUACAGUUAUUCAGUUACUAUGCACGCCGGGAGAGGACAGACUCCAGAUCUUAGAAUGGUUAUGCAUCAGCUUUGAUCCACGACUCAAAAGAAAAUUUGAAGAACUACGUUAUCAAUCCAUGCAGGACCAUGGAACAGAACUUGUGAUAAAACAAAUGACCUGGCUUGGGGAUAGCUUGGGAGUGUGCAAUGCAGAGGACUUUGAUCUCUUUAGGGGCCAGGCAAGUCCCUUGAGACAAUUAAUGAUGAUGGAUCAGAUGUUAAAAGGCCUUCAAGAAGUUCAGCACGUUUGUGCAUCAGCCUCAACAGACGUAGAAAGUAUUAGCAAGUGUAUUAAAAAAUCAAAUGACCAGCUGCUAUAUGAUGUUCUGAGUGAUCGUCAACUUUGCUUGCCAGAAAAUUUGAAAUGUAAUCUCUCCCUUGAUGCACAUAGACUCCUUAAGAAAGCUGAAGCCAGCUUUGAUUCACGAGGAAAAAUGAAAUCCUCGCCACCUUCUUUUGAAUCGCUGGAGAAAUUGUUGACAAAGCUUUCAGAGGAAUUAAAAGAAACAAAUGGACAACUUGAAGAGAUGAAGAAAACAGUUGCUGUUAAUGGAUCCAUUGAAAGUAAUGAUACCAUCAUCCAAACCUUGAAGCUCACACUUUCAGACUUUCAUCAGCUGAUGACUGUGUUUUCUGUGGCAUAUGAUCAUGUACUUGGUGUAAACUGUAAUAAAGCCUCACCUCAGCUCUGCAACUAUGGACCACUAUCUAAAACUGUACAUAACCUGCUAACAGAUUGUACCAAUGAGCUUGCUGGCUUGGCAGAGAUAAAUGUCACGUGCACAAAGUUGGAGGAGAUUGUAAACGGACUACAGAAAGAUGCCAUAACGUGGGAUAGUGGUGAAAUUGCUACACUACCAAUACGAGUGAAAGGGAUGAAGAGGAAAUAUGCAGGUUUUCUGGAAGCUUUUCAGAGCCAUGCCUAAUUAAGUUGUACUUCUGUAGAAUAGUCUUGCCGAGCUCUCUCACUUAUUUUUUGAAAAUAAAAAUGCUUUUUUAUGAAAAAUAUUUCAGAUUUUAAAGCUUUCUAAAAAAAUUUGUAUUGUGCAGUAAUUAGCAAUAAUUAUUAAAAAUUUUUUUACUAAGUUAAAAUUAUCUCAUGUUUCAUUAGCUGGGGGUAGCAUUGUGCUUAAACAUUUUCAACAUUAGUAGUCUUGUGAUUUUAUUUGUUUAAUGGUUAAUGUUGUACAUGUCCUAAUUGAGAAAUUGCUGAAAAAGUGCUUUCUAUUUCACUUUUACUGAGAACAUCCUGUUUGAAAUGUGCAAAAGUGUUAAUAGUUGAUGUUCUUUAUAUUCAGCACAGUAUCUUAGCUGCCAGCUGUGUGUCAUGUUCAGUUCUCUAGGCUUGGGACAGGAGAUUGUGGGUAUCAGUCCUAUCACAGAUUUGCAUUUUAUAAGCUAUCUUAAGCUGACAUUGCAAUUUAGUUCCCAGAAAGGAUUACUUAGUGGCUGUUCCAUCUUCUUGAUAAGAUUUAAAAACUGAGGCCCUGUCCAAUUCAUCUGAAUUCAAAACAUCCCACACCAUUAUUUCAAAGAACAGUACACACGGUUAUGUAGAGCAUGCCCAUCCACUGUCCUUUCAUCAACAUCGCUACAACAGAUUUAUCUGAUCAUAAUAAGUUUAUGGAGCUUUGCAUGGGCAAAUUUGCAAUUGCAUUUCCGAUACAGUGCUCAUAAAAAGUAUUCACCCCCCUCUCCUCUUGGAGGUUUUCAUGUUUUAUUGAUUUACAACAUUGAAUCACAGUGGGUUUAAUUUGGCUUUUUUUGGCACUGAUCAACAGAAAAAGACUGUUGUGUCAAAGUGAAAACAGAUCUCUACAAAGUGACCUAAAUUAAUUACAAAUGUAAAACUCAAAAUAAUUGAUUGCUUAAGUAUUCACCCCUCCCCCUUUAAUAUGACACACCAAAUCAUUACUGCUGCAGCCAGUUGGUUUAGAAGUCACAUAAUUAGUUAAAUGGAGAUCUAUUUUGGGAGACUUGUGUGCAGUCAAGGUGUUUCAACUGAUUGUAGUAAAAAUACACCUGUAUCUGGAAGGUCUGACUGCUGGUGAGUCAGUAUCCUGGCAAAAACUACACCACGAUGACAAAAGAACACUCCAGGCAACUCUAAAAAGCACAAGUAAGGAGACGGAUACAGGAAAAUUUCCAACUCUCUGAAUAUCCAUUGGAGUACAGUUAAGUCAAUCAUCAAGAAAUGGAAAGAAUAUAGUACAGCUGUAAAUCUGCCUAAAGCAAGCCGUCCUCAAAAACUGAGUGACUGUGCAAGAAGGGAUCUAGUGAGGGAGGGCACCAAGAGACCUAUGCCAACUCUGGAGGAGCUACAAGCUUCAGUGGCUGAGAUGGGAGAGACUGCACAUAAAAAAACUGUUGCCCGGGUGCUUCACCAGUUGCAGCUUCAUGGGAGAGUGGCAAAGAGAAAGUCACUGUUUGGGGAAAAAAAAACACAUGAAAUCUCAGCUGGAGUUUGCAAGAAGGUAUGUGGGAAACUCUAAAGUCAGCUGGAAGAAGGUUCUAUGGUCUGAUGAAACUAAAAUUGAACUUUUAACUACCAACCAAACACUGCAUAUCAUCAAAAACACACCAUCCUGUAUCUAGCUGUGGGAAUGCUUCACUGCAGCAGGCCCUGGAAAGCUUGUGAAGGUAGAUGGUAAAAUGAACAUUGAGGGUAAAAGGACAUUGGACCCAUGAACACUACCUCACUUAAUAUAUAUUAUUUCUGUUUUUUGCAUGAUUUUUAAUCUAUUCAAUAUAUACUGAAAUUGAUCAUUUAUUUAUUUUCUUCUAUAUUAUCUAUUGCAUUGAACUGCUCCUGCUAAAUUAACAAUUUUAACGACACAUGCCAGUGAUUAUGAUUCUGAAAUAAAUGCAGCAAAUUACAGGGAAAUCCUGGAGGAAAACCUGAUGAAGUCAGCAAGAAAACUGACUUAGGAGGAGAGUUGUUUUCCAGUAAGAUGAUGACCCCAAGCAUAAAGCCAAAGCUACACAGGAAUGGCUUAAAAGCAACAAAGUUAAUGUCGGGGAGUGGCCAAGUCAGAGUCCAGACCUCAAUCCAAUUGAGAACUUGUGGCUGAACUUGAAAAGGGGCUGUUCACACACAAUCCCCAGGCAAUCUGGCAAAGCUUGAGCAGUUUUGUAAAGAAGAAUGGGGAAAAAUUGAGUGUCCAGAUGUGCAAAGCUGAUAGAGACCUAUCCACUCAGACUCAAGGCUGUAAUUGCUGCCAAAGGUGCAUCUCCUAAAUACUGACGUGAAGGGGGUGAGUACUUAUGCAAUCAAUAAUUUUGUGUUUUAUAUUUGUAAUUAAUUUAGAUCACUUUGAAGAGAUCUGUUUUCACUUUGCCACAAAAGUCUUUUCAGUGUCAAAAAAGCCAAAUUAAAUCCACUGUUAUUCAAUGUUGUAAAACAAUAAAACAUGAAAACUUUCAAGGGGGAUGAAUACUUUUUAUAGGUAUUGUAUCACAGGAGUGAACACAUUUAAAAGCAUAAUUAAUAUUUUGGGAAUGAUGUUAAAAUGUUUAAUACUAUCUGAAUUUGAGUCUCCUUGCAUACCUCACAGUUUUAAUUAUUUUCCCUGUAAUAUUGAGCAAUAGAUAAAAGAUUUAUUUAGAAUCCCUGUGUAAAAUGUUCAUACUGAUUACAUGAAAACAUGAUUGAAUAUACAUUAUUUAGAGUAACAAUGCAAAAUGCUGAAGGAGCUCAGCAGAUCAGGUGGCAUCUAUGGCAAGGAAUAAAGAUUCAAAGUUUCGGGCUGAGACCCUUCAUCAGGAUUGUAUCAGAGCCACUGGAUAGUAAUCAUCAAACCACAUUACCUUAGUAUUCUUUGGUACAGGAUAAGUGAUGGUCUUAACAGGUGGCAACCAACGUUUGGGAUAGGGAAAGGGUUAAAGGUGCCUGAAUACUCCCAACAGUUUAUCAACACGGGAUCUAAGAACACAGCCAGGGCUUCAGCAAGGCCAGUAGUUUUCUGCAAGUUCACUUUUUGGUAAGCUCAACUGUCAUCUGUGACAGGUGAAUCAGAGGGUGUUUAGACAGAUGACAUAAUUUCUCUGUCUACCUAUAUAUACAAAACUGUAUAGGAUGCAUUGAUCUCAUUGGGUUGAUGUCAGCAGUACUGCAUGUCUUCAUUUUGUAGCCCGUUUAGCAUGCAAACCUUCCACAAUCAAUGGCUAAUCUGGGACUCUAGCUUGGUAUGGUAUGAACUCAUGCCAUCCCUGUUGUCUUUGAGCAGGUUGUAUCUAGAUUUCAUACACUGGUUCGAAUCACCAGAUUGAAUGUCUUAGACCUGGAUUUCAGUAGGGAGUGGACCUCUGGGGUUGUUUAAAGUUCCAAUAAAAAUAC